Messenger RNA from Leptomonas pyrrhocoris, 1150 nucleotides. RefSeq lists its product as hypothetical. NCBI's taxonomy places the organism in Eukaryota, Euglenozoa, Kinetoplastea, Trypanosomatida, Trypanosomatidae. The transcript has a single exon. The record is from RefSeq and is a predicted model, not a curated record. The coding region runs from base 101 to 1150 and encodes 349 amino acids.
AGAGAGGAAACACAGAAUACAGAAAAAGAACUUCACGGACCAAGCUUACCCGUCACACACACACCGCCCUUCCUCUUACGGAUCGGGCCUGCACACAACCAUGUCAGUCAGCUCCUCGUCACCACCAACGAAGGACCCAUAUGAGGCGUUGCAAGACGCGUACGUUGCCGCCGCACAGGUCUUUCCCUUGCUUCAGAGAGACGGUCAUGCUGGCAGCCCACGGGCACGGCGUGAGACCAUCGAGAAGUGGGGCGCGGAGUACUUGACAAGCAAGGGUGCCCCUUCAGAGCUUGCGCAGGACUGCGUAUCGUGGUUGCAGACGACCUUAACGGCGACCUCCGAAAAGGCAACUUUAGCACCGCCGCAGACGGAAACGCUCUCCACCGACCAGCACACCAGCGCCUCUCGCGGUGGUGCAUAUGCUCCCGACAGCAGCAGCAGUAGCAGUGACGAGUUGGGAACUGUUGACGGUGCUGGGGCAGCUCAAUCACCUGUGAUGCUGGACCCCAGCCUCGAUGUGGAUCACUGCACCCUCGCCCGCGUGAUUGCGGAUGAGCAGCUACAGUGGGAUAUGUGGCACGACGCACGGUGCCGCCCUGCGGACACCGUCAACGACAGAAACGGUGAAGCCUCUUAUUUGGGUGUGCCCUCAUCGGCAGAUGCGCCAUCGUUCAUCGAUGACGUAUUCUCAAAGGAAGCGAUUCAACGAGAGGCCUGGUUGUGCUGGGCAUCCACGCUGCGCGAUGUGAAGAUCGAAGCGGCGGUUCAACAGCAGGGUCGUUGCAAACACGCACAAGGCGGCUCACACUCCGUGUUGGAUGGGCUGCUGGGGUACCUCCACGCUCCAGAGACGCCGUGGCUGCUGGAGGACCACCCCUCCUCUGUGCUCCUCGCGGCGGACAUGUACAUGAACAACCGUGCCUACGCGAAAGAUGCAGCUGCGGCGCAGAGCGGCGUUUACGAGGAGGACAGCGAAGGCGGAGAUGCAAAGGAUGUGAUGAACGGCUCCGGUAAGCUGGGCCGAGACACGCACGACAUGAAAGCGGUACACGCCUAUCUGUUAAAGCAAGAUGAAGACAAACCCCCGCUGCGCUCGCUGCUUGAGCUUACACUAGCAAGUCACAUUGGAGACCACCGGCAGACGUCGUGA